AGGGCAGGACAGGACAGCCGGACACGGGCGGCGGGAGCAGCACCCGCUCCGCGCUCCCGCAGCACCCAGCGCUGCACCCCGCAGCUUUCGGGGGGGGGGGGAGCCCCCAGUCCCCCCCCAGGGGCCAUGGGCAUCCAGGGCAUGGAGCUGUGCGCCGUGGCUGUGGUCAUCCUCCUCUUCAUCGCCGUCCUCAAGCAGUUCGGCAUCCUGGAGCCCAUCUCUGUAGAAGACAGCGGCGAUGCCGACGUGGAGCUCCCGACCAUCCGGCACCAACCCGAGGGGCUGGAGCAGCUGCUGGCUCGGACCAAGUUCACCAAGUCGGAGCUUCAAUCCCUCUACCGUGGCUUCAAGAACGAAUGUCCCAGCGGCCUCGUGGAUGAGGAAACCUUCACACUCAUCUACUCGCGGUUCUUCCCUCAAGGCGACGCCAGCUCCUACGCCCACUUCUUGUUCGACGCCUUCGACGCCGACCGCAACGGGGCUCUCUGCUUCCAGGAUUUCGCGGUGGGGCUCUCGGUGCUGCUGCGGGGGACGGAGCAGCAGAAGCUGAGGUGGACGUUUGACCUCUACGACGUGAAUAAGGACGGCUACAUCAGCAAGGAGGACAUGCUGGAGAUCAUGAAAUCCAUCUAUGCCAUGAUGGGCCGCUGCACCGAGCCCGCCCUGGGGGCCAGCGCCCCGGCCCAGCACGUGGAGCUGUUCUUCCAGAAGAUGGACAGGAACAGGGACGGCGUGGUGACCUUCGAGGAGUUCCUGGCCACUUGCCAGGAGGCAAACAAGAAGUUCCAAGUCAGGAGAAAUCCAGCAUGUGGCUCCCUGAGAUGGGACAGGACAAAGACAACGCUGCCACCAGAGCCAGCCCAGCACGGAGCUGCCAGACAGACCCGUUUUGGGGGGCUGAGCCUCCCCUCCACACGGACCCCCCCCGUGGCAGUGCAGGGACCUGACCCAGCACAAACCCGACCCCAGGAACUCCUGGGACACAGGAAUUGCCGGGGUGUGAGGACCCUCAGAGAUGGGACCCCCCAGGGCAGCGACCCCCCGGGAUGUGGGGGCUCUCUGGGUGAGGGUCUCCACACCGCAGCUGUGAAAUGGAGCCCCCAAACACCAACCACAAGCACACAGCCCCUCUUCCCCACAACACUCAGGGGACCCCCUAUGAAGCCCCCUCACCCAAGAGCCUGGAGAGGGGGGGAAUUUUAUAAAUAAACCAAAUAGUGACGAUUUAGGGGUGAAAUGGA
This is a messenger RNA of Parus major (Great Tit), 1241 nucleotides long. RefSeq names its product potassium voltage-gated channel interacting protein 3 (gene KCNIP3). Gene Ontology annotation, molecular function: potassium channel regulator activity; RNA polymerase II cis-regulatory region sequence-specific DNA binding; calcium ion binding. The transcript has 8 exons. NCBI's taxonomy places the organism in Eukaryota, Metazoa, Chordata, Aves, Passeriformes, Paridae. Gene Ontology annotation, biological process: regulation of potassium ion transmembrane transport; negative regulation of transcription by RNA polymerase II. Bases 127 to 1209 code for a protein of 360 amino acids. Gene Ontology annotation, cellular component: voltage-gated potassium channel complex; nucleus. The record is from RefSeq and is a predicted model, not a curated record.